This is a messenger RNA of Entelurus aequoreus (snake pipefish), 1371 nucleotides long. RefSeq names its product CMRF35-like molecule 1. The transcript has 5 exons. Lineage: Eukaryota; Metazoa; Chordata; Actinopteri; Syngnathiformes; Syngnathidae. The coding region runs from base 36 to 878 and encodes 280 amino acids. The record is from RefSeq and is a predicted model, not a curated record.
GCACGGAGAGUACCCCCCUGAUCAGGUAAGAUUCAAUGGCCACUAACAGCAGGCGCUUCGGAAUAUGGCGCAUACGCGUGGCCACCUUUUUUCUGUGCGGUGCGUGGACUGGGGGAGUGGCUGACAAUGUGGAAGGUUUGGAAGGAGCUGAAGUGUCCUUCCAGUGCCAACACCAAUAUGCAUCUCAGUCAACUAAAUACUUGUGCAGGGAUCCGUGCAAGACCCAGCAGGACAUAGUGGCUCAAGUACAACCUGGAAAAAGAGCCACAAAAGGUAAACUAUGUCUGGAUGAUGCGGGGAAUGGAGUCUUCAAUGUGACCUUUAAGCAACUCCAGCUGUCAGACUCGGGGACUUACUGGUGCGCUGUGGAAAGGCUCGGGUUCGACACCUACAUUGAAAUGAAGCUACAAGUCAAAGCUGUUGGAGUCCACCCGGCUGUUGGAGACCAUACAACGACAUCUGUACUGAUCAGGUCUAUCACAUAUUGGACCACUUACACUUCUGCGCAAACAACACCUGAAAUGGACCUGGGUGCAAACUGGCCUACAGCUGCUCUUUGGUAUGGUAUUGCUGGGGCAGGUGCGGUGCUUUUUACCUUGGUGGUUGCUGGGACCUUCAGGAAGUGCAGAUCACAAGUGAAACCACAAGCGGUUAUCAGCAACAGUGCAGACAAUGUCGUCGACGAAGAGGAAAACGUUUACGUCAACACUAGAGAAGAACUACGGUCUAUGAAGAGAAAUCCAGCACAGACGUUCUCUGAUGGUCACCAAUCAAACCUGGACCCACCAACUCAUCCCAUCUAUGCAAAUGUUAUCAACACCAAAUAUUCUGCUGGUUCCACCUGCUUAGCUGCAAAAGUCCAACAUUUAUACACCUAGAUGUUGUCACAUAAUUUUACACACAUACUACUGUGUGUAAAAUGUGAGUUAACAUGUGCUUUGUAAAUAAAUUUGCUCGUGCAAAUAAAACGCAAAUAGCUUGCCUCUUCUUUGUUUUUGUCAAAGUAGAAUCUCUCAUAGUGACAAAGGUUGGAGAGCUGCCCACCGACUGUAAAGGUUGAAGUUAAGCAGGAAAGAGUUCUAAUUAGGAAAACCUGUAAAUGUUUGUAUUUUGCACAACAUUUUUUUAAUAUUGAAUUAAUUAUUUGCCAUGUAUCUGUAUUGCUCAAAAACCUGCACAUCUAAUUGAAUUCUGGUUGGAGUGAAAUACUGUACUAUACAAAUUAGUACAGUCAAAAAUAACAAGUUCACGCACGUGAUUAAGCAAUAGAUUAUUGCUUUAAUCAUGUAUAUAUGUAGAUUAAUCAUUAAUUUUUUUUUACCUUAACCAUAGAUGGUUACCUGAAUGGUGGCACGGGUUGCUUUAUGGUCA